GAGGUUAUGUUUGCCUACAGUUAUAAAUGCCGCUAAUGAAUACUAGUGAAUAUCUACUUGCUACUGAUCAAAUGAUGGCAAUGAAAUCAAUGAAUUUACUUUCUGCACUAGAUGGAAAAGUAAUGAAUAUGAAUUACUUAUAUGGAUAUGGUUGAAAUGUAUGGAUGGUGCCGCUACAAAACAAAGGAAAUGUGGAUUGAAAGGAAAUAGAACGAUCUCACUUUCUCGUGCUUCUUCUUUCUGUGCUGACUGCUUCUGGAUCUGAAUCUGGAUGUUGGUUGAUGUUGAUCCCCACUGGAUGCUCCUGGACUGGUCUGGUUGGUGCUGGAUGGGCUGGAUUCCGUAACUGUCUGGUGGUUACGGCUGGAUUCCCGCUGCAAUGGGACGCUCCGUGUGUCCGUCGCGGCUUUGCUCACUCGUCGAUCCUGACUGCUGGGACUCGAUGAGUGUCAGCUCUGGAACUUGCACGUAGCUGGAUGUGCCCUGCGCCAACCUGGAUGACUCACGGCUUCACUGGAGAAGGUCCGUUGAAUAGGUGGAGCUCGACUCGAUGCCACAAUCAUGCCUUUUCGUUAUUCAGAGGCUUCGUAAGGACCAUGUAAAAUCUUCGCUGGUCUCAGGUGUUGUUUAGGUGGUGAAAUAAGAGUGGACUGUAGUUUUAAAUGCUGGUUUACUUUCUAAACUACGAAGAAGUACAAAAAGUGGCAAAGUGAAUUGUCGUUAGGAAUCGAGAGAAUGAAUGAGUGGCGAGCUUUGAUACGGACAAGGUAUUUGCUUGGCUCGUCAGUACAAGCGGAACCUCGGGACUACCCAAGGUCGCAGCUUUCAAGCACCUUCCCAUCCUCAAGUUACUUCAAGUGUACGAGAUGCUCAAAGGAAAAGAAAUUGAACCAGCUUUGAACUUGUCAAGUGUGCAGUGGCUAUCUUCGUACCUGGCGUCCUUGGCCAUGAUCACCAACAACCACAUGAAGGUGCAUUCUUCGUCCCCCAUCACCAUGGAGCACGCCAUUGACAUCAUCAACAAAUACAGGCCUGUAAUGAGCACCGGGAGUCCAUAUCUGUUUUCUGGCAUCGUCAGACAUCCAAAGUCUUGUGACUUGACCAGCUUCAACUACAUCAUCCUUACUGGUACUUCCGUGAACCCAGAGAUUCAACAACUACUCAAAUUACGAAUGAAACCAAAAGCUGUGGUGUGGAAUCUGUACGGUCAAACAGAGUGCGUAGGAGCUAUAUUAGUCCCUUGCCCACACGGCCCUGCAGAGAAUGUGGGAAAAGAAAUGCCACAAGUAAAAGUACAGUUGGUGGACCCCGCGACUGGCGAAGUCAUCACGAAGCCAAACCAGACGGGAGAGCUCUGGUCUAAGGGGCCAAGAUUUUCAGAGUACUACAAUAACCCGGAAGCAACUGCGGAGGCGUUUACAGCUGACGGUUGGUACAAAACCGGAGACCUGCUGUACAGAGAUGAAGAAGGUUACUACUUCUACUUGGAUCGUAUAUCCAGUACCUUCAAAGUACGAGGUUACUUUAUAAUGCCCAUGGAAGUUGAGAAUGUGAUUCAAACGCACCCUGACGUGGUGGAGGCGUGCGUGGUCGGCGUGCCGAACGCCGAGGACGGCAAUCGCGUCGUCGUCGCCGUCGUGCAGCGCCGAGUCGGCGCCGACGUCACCGAGCAACAAAUCAAGGACCUCGUAGCCAGUAAACUCUCAGACAGCAAACAUCUUCAUGGUGGAGUAAUUUUCGUAGAUAAUUUCCCGAGAACUGUCACCGGCAAAUUGAAGAGAUAUAAAAUUCUAGAUAUGGUCUUAAAUGGGCAGAACAUCCCGGAUUUGGAGAUUCCCAGUGUCGGCAACACGAAGAAAUUGAUAAGUACCUUUCAACAAGGAUAAAACUCAAUAAAAAAAAAUAUAUAUUCGCAAGCAACAAUAGUCUGUCUAAUAUACCUACAUACCUUACAGACAAACAUACAUAUAAAUUUCAUAAACUUAAAACUAAACACUAUUUUGGCAACAGAACGGCGCGGCUUCGUUGAAUCGUCUGCUCUUGUUUCGGAUUCGGCAGUUAUACAGUGUGUAAAUCCAAUACGGGCGAAUAAGGUAUACCCGGAUAAGACCGGACUAUUUUUCGGCGAGUUGGAAGGACGUCAUAAGAAAAAAUAUUACGUAAUUCUCACUAACUUUUGGGUGUGUAAUGCUUAAUAUGAACCGUUUUUUGCUAAAACUUCGAAAUAACCAUAUAUUUCAAAUUAUUAAAUACUCCAAAUGUAGGACUCACUUGUGUUUUUAGGUAACAACUUCGUAUUAUUAGAUUGCCCAAUUAGAAAUGAUAUAAUUAACAAAGAACGAAAACAUACCGGUUUCGUUCCCAUACAAAAAAUACCGGUAUCCGAGCCCUGGUCUGUCCACGAAAAAAAGUGGUCAUGCAUAAUAGUGUAAAUCUUUUAUAUAAAUGUGAUUUUUCAAGGAGGACGUUUUGUAGUCUGGUCAUAUUUUUGAAAAAGUAAAUUUUGACUGGCAAAUCAUGUUACUUUUUGGCAACCGGGUUUUUUAACCUAAUUUAACCCCGCUGAAUCCGAAUUUGCCGGUUGCUCGAUCGAAAUCUUGACCGGAAGUAAGAUAUUCAUGAUGGCGGCCAUUAUUACCGACCUUAAUGAGUUCCUUGUAUGAAGACCCAUAUUUUUUAAUAUAUUUUUUUAUAAUAUUUAUUGCAGAAAAUAGCAGUAAU
Cydia strobilella is the source of this 2721-nucleotide messenger RNA. Its product is annotated as luciferin 4-monooxygenase-like. The coding region runs from base 867 to 1886 and encodes 339 amino acids. NCBI's taxonomy places the organism in Eukaryota, Metazoa, Arthropoda, Insecta, Lepidoptera, Tortricidae. The record is from RefSeq and is a predicted model, not a curated record. The transcript is spliced from 9 exons.